Lactuca virosa is the source of this 3120-nucleotide messenger RNA. The record is from the annotation of a GenBank genome assembly. Lineage: Eukaryota; Viridiplantae; Streptophyta; Magnoliopsida; Asterales; Asteraceae.
AUGGCAUCAUCAUCAGCAGCUUCUCCUUCCUCUCCUGCUCUUUCUUCUCAGUCAUGGAAGUACCAUGUUUUUCUUAGCUUCAGAGGAGAAGAUACUCGCAAUACUUUUGUGGGUCAUCUCUACUCAGCUCUUGAACAAGAAGGUAUCUACACAUUCAAAGACAACGAAACACUUCCCCGAGGAGAAUCAAUCCACCCAUCCCUUAUGAAGGCUAUUGAAGAAUCACAAAUAGCCAUCAUUGUAUUUUCAAAAAACUAUUGUGAUUCAUCGUGGUGUCUGGAUGAACUUGCACAUAUUAUGAAAUGCAGGGAUACGAGAAGCCAGAUUGUUAUGCCUAUAUUUUAUGAUGUGGAUCCCUCUGAAAUACGAAAACAAAAACAGCAGUGCGGAGAAGCAUUUGCUGAACACGAGUUUGAGAACAAGACCAAGGUUGAAUCUUGGAGAAAAGCACUUGUGGAUGCAAGUAAUAUUUCUGGAUGGGAACCCAAGCACAUUGCCAACGGGCAUGAAUCAAAAGGCAUCAAACAAAUUGUUGCCGAAAUUUCGCAGAAGUUGCAUCGAGUAACUUCAAGUGAAAAUGAAAACCUGAUCGGAAUGGGGUCUCGCUUGCAAGCUUUGAGAUUGGAGUUACAAGUUGGGUCAGGUGGUGUGCGCAUGGUUGGAAUAUGGGGGGUUGGGGGUGGUGGUAAGACUACUCUUGCUUCUUCCAUAUAUGAUGAAAUCUGUAGGCAGUUUGAUGGUUGUUGCUUUGUUCAAAAUAUUCGAGAGGAAUCAAGCAGGUAUGGUUUGGGAAAGUUGGAAGGAGAGAUUCUUUCAAAAAUGGGAGUAAACAAUGUUGGAGGAGGAAGAUGCAUGAUUAAGGAUAGGUUGUGCCAUAAAAAGGUGUUAAUUGUUCUAGAUGAUGUCGAUCACCUUGACCAACUAAAAACGUUGGCUGGAUCACAUGAUUGGUUCGGUGAAGGAAGUCUAAUAAUAAUAACAACCCGUGAUAAGCAUUUAUUAGCUGCACACCAAGUAAAUGUGAUGCACAAUAUUAGCUUGUUAAACAGUGACGAGGCUAUGAAGCUUUUUUGCAAACAUGCACCCCAAGAUAACAGACCUGUGGAAGAUUAUCAGCAACUUUCAAAAGAAGUGGUGUCUUAUGCUGGUGGGCUUCCAUUAGCACUUACAGUUCUUGGUUCUUUUCUGCGUGACAAAGACAUCAAUGAGUGGAGGAGUGCAUUAGCCAGACUGAAAGAGAUCCCAGAUAGUGAUAUUCUGGAAAAGCUAAAAAUUAGCUUUGAUGGGCUUAAACCGGUUGAGAAAGAAUUGUUCCUUGAUAUUGCGUGUUUCUUUAGGAGGGAGGAUAAAGAUAAGGCAAUGAGAAUCCUUGAGGCUUGUGGUUUUCAUCCUGUUAUAGGAGUGAAGGUUUUGAUACAAAAGGCUCUCAUAACCAUUUCGUAUGGAUUGUUUGAUAUGCAUGACUUGGUGCAAGAAAUGGGACACCACAUUGUUAGAGGGGAACACCCUAACAAUCCUGAAAAACAUAGUAGGUUGUGGAAGAAGGAAGAUAUUUUUAAGAUAUGUGCUAUGGAUGCAACAACGGAGCUUGAUAUGAUUGAAGCAAUAAGAUUUGAAUACAGCAGUAAGGAUCAGUUACAAAGGCAUAAACAUCAUCCUGCGAUUGUUGCAAAUACUAAGAACCUUAGGUGGAUUGAUUGGGAAGGUGAUCUUGCAAAUCCAUUUCUUUGUAACUUUCCACAAAAGACGCUUUGCUAUCUAAGAUUGAAUAACAGCUUGCAAAGACAACUUUGGGAGGGUUAUAAGUUGCUGCCAAAUUUGAAGACAAUUGAACUUCAGAGUUUGCGUAACCUAAUAACGAUACCAGAUUUUGAUGGACUUCCAAAUCUUGAAAAAUUCGUUCUUAGUGGAUGUUUAUAUUUAGAAGAGAUUCAUCCAUCGAUUGGACGCUUGGAAAGGCUUGUUUCCUUAUCCAUAUCAAGUUGUUCCAGUCUUAAAAGGUUCACACCCAUUCCCGGACUACAGAAACUUGAGAUCCUUUCAUUCACAGGGUGCAGCAAACUUUUUAAGUUCUCAGAGAUCCAAGAAGAGAACAUGGAGAAUUUACCACGUCUUGAUUUGGAUAAUAGAAGGAAAGAAGUUGCAUCUUAUAUAGAAUCAUGUACAAACUUUUUUGUUAAUUGUUGGAGGUGUUGUUGCAGCAAUAUUCCUGGUGUAAAAUGUUGUUCACAGGAGCCUUUAGCUCAAAACAACAUGAAGACUUGCUUACGUGACAACAACAUGAACAACAUAGGGUUACAGUUUUUUCUGAGAGACUUACGAGAGUUGGAUCUCAGCUACUGCAGAUUAGGAGAUGAAAGCAUGAGAUCUGCUAUUUGGGAGUUACCCAACUUGCGAAAACUCGAUCUAUCAGGAAAUAAAUUUUCACGGUUGAAUCUUAGUCCCUUGCGACUUCCUCGGCUCAAAUGCUUUGAUGUGUCAUGCUGCAAAAACCUUGUAGAAUUGUCAGAGCUGCCAUCAAGUAUAGCUGUUGUUAUAGCGGAUGGUUGUAAGUCACUUGAAAGCUUUGGAGAUAUUUCAAACUGCAAAUGGUUGUGGAAAGUCUCACUUCGGCGUGGGAACAAAUUUUUUGGUUACAUAUUACUAGAUUCCAUGAUCCAGGGAAAUGCCAGUGAAGAUUACUUUAUCAGUUUCAUUAUUGAACAUCAGAUUCCAAAGGUGUUUAUAGUCAUCAAGCAGGAGGUAGAUGAAGAUUCUCUAUUUGAGCUUUGGCAGGAGCCUAAUGAAGUAAUCAAGCCUGAAUUUGAUAAAAACACAACAUAUAUAGGAUAUGUUUCCUUUGGUUCAUUGAGACACACCGGAUUUUCGAAUUCAUUAUACACUACAAUAUCAGUUUCCUUGGACAGCAGGUAUAGGAAUUCGUCAAAAGGUCAGAGUUAUGUUGGGGCUGAGCUUGUCCCUAGGAAAAGUAAAGGUGAUCAGCUACAAACAACAAAAGUCGCAACAGAUUCCUCAGAAUAUUGGGAUGAGGAAGCUAGUAGUAUAAAGACAUUUAAGAUCAAACGUGGUUCAAAGUCUUCUAUCAAGAUUCUAUGGCGACCUUGGGACAAGUGGUUCUGA